Messenger RNA from Nylanderia fulva, 1379 nucleotides. Its product is annotated as protein AAR2 homolog. Gene Ontology annotation, biological process: spliceosomal tri-snRNP complex assembly. The record is from RefSeq and is a predicted model, not a curated record. NCBI's taxonomy places the organism in Eukaryota, Metazoa, Arthropoda, Insecta, Hymenoptera, Formicidae.
AAACAUUUGUCAAAUAACAGGGAGAGGGAAGUUAUCUUGAGGAUAAACGUGAUUUCGAAGGUUAUGAUAAACCUAUAAUGAUUAACAAAGCAUUUUCCCCAAGAAUUUGCACCAACUAUGUAAAUGCAAAUACUUUUAUGAAAGAAACUUACUGAGCUGCAUCGAAGAUGGAUCAAAAUAUUGCACAGACUCUAUUUACGCAAGGUGCCAAGUUGAUUUUAUUGGAUGUACCAAUUGGCACCGAUAUCGGAAUUGAUAUGAAAUCAUGGAAUACAGGGAACAAUUUCAAAGGCAUUAAAAUGAUCCCACCUGGGGUCCAUUUCGUGCAUUACAGCGCAGUGAGUGAACAUGGCGAAAUGGCACCCAGAAUUGGUUUCUUUCACGACUUCAAGGAGUGUGAAUUUCUAGUGAAAAGAUGGGACACCAAAGAAGAAGACAUCAGCUCGGAAUCUGUGCCUGACGAGACAAUCCAAAGAUUGAAGGAUAAUUUAAAGGAGUUGGACAGAUAUCUAGGACCUUAUCCAUAUGAGACAUGGAAACAGUGGACGGAAUUAACAAGUGGAAUUACAAAAUCUGUUGUGGAGAGAUGCUCGCCAUUAUGUGGCUACGUGCGAUCCGCUUUGGAAUUGGAGAACUGCAGCGAUGCUUCGAGACCGCGUGGCGGAAAGUUCGACGAUAAGCGAAGGAGAUCAGGAAGACUCACUGUUGAGGACAAGGAGGAGGAGUUACUGCCGAAUCUGAAACCGAAACCCGGCACAGAACUCAGGCUCACGGAAAUUCCAGAUAAGCAUUAUCCCGACGACGCGACUCCGAGCGAAAUAACGCGGCACUCUCUCGAUUCCAGUUAUGUCUUGGACGUUAUCUUGAAGAAAUUACGAGAACCUGUCGAGAUCAUCGGGGAGAUGCAGCUGGCGUUCAUUUGCUUCCUGGUGGGUCAGAGCUUAGAUGCCUUCGAGCAAUGGAAGAAACUAGUGUCGCUGAUCUGCGAGGUGGACAACGCGAUUCCUCAGUAUCGUUCUGUCUACAUGGAAUUUUUGCAAGUUCUCGAAAUACAACUGUUGUACGUCCCCGAGGAAGUUCUCUGCGACAUUGUAGCGAGCAACAAUUUCGUGUAUCACAGUCUGUGCAAGCUGUUUGGUAACAUUGAAUCUAACUCCGAGGUGGAUGGCCGACUCAAGUCGUACGCGAAGCGUUUGCAGAGCCGAUUGACCGCCAAGUUUAUGUGGGACUUUUCGAAUUUGCUCGAGGAGGCGGACGACGAAGCGCCUGUAGUCGUAACUCUGGAGUAAAUGCAAAUAAAUAAAUUAUAAGAUAUUAUUAUGAUACAGAUUGUUUUUAAGAAUAUAAACAUCAAUCCAAAUAAAUCUUAGAAAGCUUUU